GCAGCGCCAACCAACAGGCACGCUGUCCCAUUGCAUAGAUACGCCGCACACUCGAUUGCUCGCCUGCCAUGUCGGUCACGCCUGGGUGCAAUAUUGCGAUCAAGAACCUCCCCCAUGAUAUGGGCAAGGAGAGCCUCCGGCCUCUCUUCAAGAAGUUUGGCAAAAUCAACCUCCUCCACGUCGCGAACGGGGUUGCGGCGAUUGAGUUUCAAAAGCCUACGUCUGCAACGACAUCCGUCACGUCCAUGAACAACGCUGUGGUUGGCGGCCAACGCAUCUUCGUCGCGCUCACGUCCGAGCCUGUGCCGUCGGUGAAGCGUGGCACAGCACCAGCAGCUCCGUCGCCAGCCACAACGGCCAAACCGACCAAAUCCAUCGCAAAGGCCACACCUGUCGCUGCUGCCGCGGCGCCUGAGACUACGACGGCUUCAGCCACCGACGCCAACAAAGCCUUUACGAAAACGUGCUAUCAUUUCCGAAAAGGCCGCUGCAGCAAAGGCGACGCCUGCACGUACCUCCACACACGUAAGCUGUGCCCAACGGUCGAGUUCGGUGGCGUAUGCACUCGCAUGGACGAGUGCAUCUACUCGCACGACCCCGCCAAUGCUGUGCCGAGUGCCACCAAGUCUGACGUGGCCAACAAGUCGCAAACGCUCUGCCAUCGAAUCGCACUGGGAGGGAACUGCAGCUACGGCGACAAGUGCCGGUUCAGCCACGACCCUGACACGGCGCUCAAAGGUCGAUUGAACGUUUUGUGCAAAAACUUGGCCAAGGGCUGCCGCAAAGGCGACAAGUGCUGGUUCAGUCACGACCCAACGACUGCUGUCGCCGCCAAGCGCCCGUCGGAAGACAGUCAGGCUGCAGAGACUUCCGUUGCUGCAAUGUCGCCUCCUCCCACCAAGAAAGCAAAGACCGGUAUAACGUCAGAGUUCUCGAAAACCCAACCCGCCACGUCAUCGUCUGAAAACAAGUCGCCUGCAGCCACUUGCGGGGAAUGCACAAAGGCCACGGCCACUAUCACGUGUGCGCAAUGCGAGGCUGGUCUAUGUGCCGCCUGCGACGCUUCCCUGCAUGCAUCCCGCAUCAUGUCCAAACAUGUUCGCGCCGCGGUGCCGCAAGUCGAAGAGGCCGCUCCGUGCGGUGAAUGCCGCGGGGCGGCCGCCACUGUCCAUUGCGUGCAGUGCGACGUCGACUACUGCAGUAAAUGCAGCUGGUCCGUCCACGAGUUCAAGGUGUUCCGCACGCAUCGUCGCGAAGCUUUGAAGGUCCAAACCUCUGCAGCCGUUGCUAUGAACACCACCGCCGCGCCGUCGGCAUCGGCGAAGCCGUCCGUUCGAGCCACCUCACCUACCAAGACCCAGCACCCGACCAGCAACGUUCGCGCUUACCCCAAGACUGAACUCCCGAACGACUCGAGUGAUGACAGCGACGAACCCCCGGCGAAAGUACAAAAGCCGGCCGCAGCGGCGUCAGUGAAGAAAACUUCUGUGCACACCCCCAAGUUGGAACUCACCUCCGACUCGAGCUCCGACGAGAGCGAAGUCGAAGCGAACCCUGCUGCGAAAACCACGGCAAUGCCGUCGACAAAGGUGACCGACCUGUCGAGCGAAGACGAGAGCGAUUUCGACGAUGAGAAGCCCGUGGUGCCGGUCAAGAAGGCUGUGCCUGCCCCCAAGACUGCUCUUUCCAGCGACAGCGAUGAUUCAUCGGAUGACGUCGAGGCUGCCAAUGUUUCCGUGAAGCCGACAGUCCCCAAAACCGCGCUUUCAAACGACGAUGGCGCAGUCAAACAGCAGCCGCCUGCCAAGAAGGCGGCCGCCGUCUCGGCCGACAGCUCGCACAGCCUCGUCAAGAAGAUCGAGGAGUAUGCGGCGUCCUCAAGCACGGACACUUUGCACCUGAGCCCAUCCCUCAACAGCUACGAGCGGUUGCUGGCCCACGACUGCGCCGAGCGCCUUGGUCUUUCCCACGAGAGCGUCGGGCAGGGCUUGGAACGGCACAUCACGAUCGGCCGCGGCGCCCCCAGGAAGAAGUCAUGGAGUAAAAAUCGAUCGUAGGAGAGGACGCAACACAGGAUUUCUCGAUUUUGUAUCCAACGUGUACUCGAAUUUCGUUCCACCCAA
Messenger RNA from Aphanomyces invadans, 2123 nucleotides. RefSeq lists its product as hypothetical. The record is from RefSeq and is a predicted model, not a curated record. NCBI's taxonomy places the organism in Eukaryota, Oomycota, Saprolegniomycetes, Saprolegniales, Verrucalvaceae. Gene Ontology annotation, biological process: regulation of DNA-templated transcription; photomorphogenesis. Gene Ontology annotation, cellular component: nucleus. Bases 69 to 2057 code for a protein of 662 amino acids. Gene Ontology annotation, molecular function: RNA binding; zinc ion binding. The transcript has 5 exons.